AUGGCUUCCAUAACAUAUCCCGUGCUUCCAGAGAAGCUCCUCCUUAUCUCACUGAAGAUGUACUUCACCCCAGAGCGCACUACCAGCUACAUGCGCGCACUCCUCGAUCCCGCCAACGAGAUCGUCCACCCCCAAAACCGAGAUAAGCUCCUCCUCGCCCUAAUCCCCGACUUCCUCACUAUCUGGCCCUGCGCCGAGAUCCUAAAGGAGUACGAGAACAAACUCGUCGCCUCCGGGACGUCCAUCUCCCCACCACCCUUCUUCCUCGGUGCCCAGGAUUGCAUGUGGGAAGAGUACGGCGCAUAUACGGGCGAAGUCUCCCCAGCCGCGAUCAAGUCUCUCGGCUGCUCAAUUGUUGAGCUGGGCCAUGCCGAACGUCGUGCUAUCUUUGGCGAAACGGAUGACCAGACAGCCCGUAAGGCUGCCGCGACUUGUGCGCAGGGCAUGGUACCCCUCGUCUGUGUCGGUGAGAUUACUGCCCCCGGCGCUGUUGCCUCCGAAGCCGUCGGUCAAGCCGUCGCUGAGUGCGCGGUUCUCGUACGCGCCGUGCUAGCUGCUAUCCCCGCGGACGCUCCGGUCAUCUUUGCAUAUGAGCCCGUGUGGGCUAUUGGCAAGCCCAAGCCAGCGGGUGUCGACCACGUCGCCGCCGUUGUCGAAGGUAUCCGCGGGGUAAUUGGCUCCCGCCCCGGUGCAGCGCGUGUGCUGUACGGUGGCAGCGCCGGACCUGGGCUUUGGGGUGCGGGCGGGCUGGGCAAGGCCGUCGAUGGUAUGUUCCUCGGACGCUUUGCGCACGAAAUCGAGGGUGUGCGCAAGGUCGUCCGCGAGGUGGAGGAGUCACUAGGCGUGGCCUGA
Molecule: messenger RNA, 852 nt
Organism: Penicillium cataractarum
Lineage: Eukaryota; Fungi; Ascomycota; Eurotiomycetes; Eurotiales; Aspergillaceae
Product: triose-phosphate isomerase
Exons: 1
Coding region: 1-852 (283 amino acids)
Biological process (GO): glyceraldehyde-3-phosphate biosynthetic process; gluconeogenesis; glycerol catabolic process
Cellular component (GO): cytosol
Molecular function (GO): triose-phosphate isomerase activity
Source: RefSeq, a predicted model, not a curated record